AUGAUUCCGCUCUCGCAAUCUUGGCCGAAGCCUCGGCACGACGACUCCAUGGACAAGCAGGGAUACCUCACCGACGACGACGGCCUGCGGCUGACCGCGGCGCCGACGACCGAGAGCGUCCGCAGCUUCGCGCCGCACCAGGACGCGGCUGAGGAUCAGCGGCCGUCAAGAUGGAAGACGGCGCGGAUCGUGUUUAGCAUCGACCGUCACGUCAUGCCCCUCGUUUGCCUGCUGUACCUGCUCUCGUGCAUAGAUCGCGCGAACCUGGGCAAUGCGAAGCAGGAUGGGCUGAUGGAGGACUUGCACAUGACGGGCAGGCACGACUACAAUAUUGCACUUUCAGUCUUCUUUCCUUUCUACCUGAUUGUGCAGAUCCCGUCGAAUCUGGCCCUGCAGCGCGUGCGGCCAUCUAUAUGGCUACCCACGCUCAUGGUCCUCUUCGCCAUCGUCACGGUCUGCAUGGCCUUUAUCAAGACCUACGGCGGCCUUCUCGUCAUGCGAUGCCUGCUGGGCAUCGCCGAGGGUGGCAUCUUUCCGGGCGUCGUCUACUACCUCACUACAUGGUAUACCCGGUACGAGUACGGCUUCCGCAUCGCGAUUAUCUACGCGUGCGCCGUCGCGGGCAGCCCGUUCAACCGCUUCAUCGGGGAUGCCAUACUCGAGUUUCACGGCGUCGGCGGCCUCAACAGCUGGUCUUGGAUCUUCAUCCUCGAAGGGCUCGUCACACUGCUCGUCGCUGGGGCAUCGUACUGGCUGCUGCACGACUGCCCAGACAGCAGUGCUUUCCUCAAGCCGUCGGAGAAGAGGACCGUGAUGCGGCGCCUCGCCGAGGACAUGUGCCACCUGUCCGACGGCUUGAAGCUCGCUCAGGUCAGGAGCGCGCUUCUCGACUGGCACAUCUGGGUGCACAUGGUCAUGACGGUCGGCAUCUCCAUACCGCUGUACUCCAUCGGCGCCUUCAUGCCGCUCAUCAUCGAGGACAUGGGCUUCCACGACGACAAGGCGAUACUCAUGGAGAUGCCUCCGCACGCGGCCGCGAGUCUCGUGAUGCUCGCGGCGGGAUGGGCGGCUGACCGGCAGCGGCAGCGAGGCGUCUACAUUAUCGCGUUUUGCAUCCUGGCGAUGACCGGCUUCGCGAUCCUCAGCGCCGUCGAGGACGCAGGCGCGCGGUACUUUGCCUGCUUCCUCGUGUGCAUGGGCAUCUACCCCGUCGUCCCGCAGGACAUCGCCUGGAACGCCAACAACAUUGGCGGCUCGACCAAGCUCGCCGUCGGCAUCGCCAUGCACAUUGGCUUUGGCAAUCUCGGCGGCGCAGUCGCCGGCUUCGUCGUCCGCCACGACGAAGCGGAGCGCUUCGUGUCCGGACACAACAUCAUGCUGCUCAUAACAGGCGCCGCCUGUCUGCUGGCCGUCUUCAUGUCGUGGUCCGUCCGCAAGGAAAACGCGCGGCGCGAUCGCGUGUACAAGAGCCCGGAAUCGUAUUCGGUGCCGGAGAGGAGGCGGCACAGGGACAUGGGCGAUCGAGCGCCGUUUUUCCGAUAUACCAUCUGA
This is a messenger RNA of Purpureocillium takamizusanense, 1551 nucleotides long. RefSeq lists its product as uncharacterized. The transcript has 6 exons. Gene Ontology annotation, molecular function: transmembrane transporter activity. Lineage: Eukaryota; Fungi; Ascomycota; Sordariomycetes; Hypocreales; Ophiocordycipitaceae. The record is from RefSeq and is a predicted model, not a curated record. Gene Ontology annotation, cellular component: membrane. Bases 1 to 1551 code for a protein of 516 amino acids. Gene Ontology annotation, biological process: transmembrane transport.